AUCGAGGCUGUUGACCUUUUCAGCCUUAUCAAGUCAUACGUGUAAUGUUAGUGCUGUUAUAUGAACCCGUGGUUCCUGGCUUCCUGCCUCAGUAGAUAAGUUGAAUAUGUUCGCUGGGGAACCGCUCUCAAGAGAUGAGCAGAGUCUGAUGCGAAGUUGAAGAAAGAAAGAUGGAGUCUUACCUGAGCUUUUACCUGCUGAGUUUCCUGGCUUUGACCAAGACUGCGCACACUGUUGAACAGACACCUUCGUUUGUGCGGGUGAAGGCUGGACAGUCCGCCACAAUCACCUGCAUCGGAGAUUUAGAGGACUUUGAUGGGGUGUAUCUGAAAAGGAGAUUUGUCGAGAAAGAGUACGUGCUUUACGUCCACAAGUCAGGCAAAAUGACAAUAGGCAAGAACUACACUGACCGCAUGAAGACUGAAGGGGAUGUAAAGAAGUGCACCAUAACAAUCAGCAAUCUGACGGAGAGCGACUCAGACGGGUAUUUCUGUGAAUUUGGUAAACUUGUUAUGGAAACUGGGCAAGUACUCAAUAUUACAGCUUCUGGGACUUUGAUUCUGGUUCAAGAGGAGGUGAAGAAAGUGACGUGUCCUCUUGUAGAUCCGAAUCCUCCCAGUUCUAGUCUGCAGCUGACUCCAACCCUGAUGAUUGUCACCUCGCUGGCCGCAGUCUGUGUCCUCAUGCUCUGUAUUGUUGCCCUGAUAAUAUGGCAGCUCCCAAAUAUUAAGAAGUGGUUUGCCAAACAGAGAUCACAACAAGCAACGCAUGACACAGUCUAUGAAGAGAUGGCCAAGUCGCGGUACAGCCCUUAGAGGAUUGAGCAUGGAGGAGUGUUUGCCUUAUAUACUGUUCAGUAAAAAGCAUUGUACAUACCAUGUUUAGUGUGCGAUACAUAAGACCAAAUGUCAUUCUAGCAUUAAUUACAUCAUUUAGGAGUAGGAAUUAGAGUAGGACAGGUAUUAUUUUAUAGUGUCACCAAUGUCUGCCCAGGGACUAUCAGUGGAAAUUAGCCAAUCAGCAGCAUUGAAAAUACAAUGCAUCUUGUGUUAUGUAAAUUGUACAUGCCCCUGACAAACAAAUAAAUAAAAAAAUAAAUAAGAACCCUUUAGCACAAGGACAGAAAGGGCCUUAAGACAAAAAUAAGUCUUAAGACAAAGUUUCAGGUGCAGUUUUAUGAAAGGGGCUCUGCAUUGGCAUUUUAUAAACAAUGUCAAAGUGAGGACACUGUGUGUGUUCUGUCCUGUGCUCGGGCCUUUGCCUGCAUUAGGUCGGGUUGUGUUAAGAGAAUAUCACAGUGUCGUGUUUUUUUUCAGCUGGCUUGAUUCCGUCUGUGUUCUUGUUUGCGCCUGUGUAAUAAUCUUCUGCUGCUGCUGGUGCAGCGCUACAGGGCUGGGAGGUAUCAGGGUGGGGUGUUGGGGAUCAAUGCAGAAAAGAUUCUUCAGGUAGGACAUUGUGUGUAAAUAUCUGACAUCCUCUUGUGACUUUGAUGGAAACCUAGAUGAAUAGAAAGAAUACAACUUUCUAUGCAGUGAAAGGGGAACGCGACUUCACUGCCAGGGCAUCAGUGGCUCUAGCAGAACCAUGCUGAACAUAUACCGUGCUAUACCAUGGUAAAAAUGAAGUAGAGCAUCACAGAGCCACAGAACAAGGCAUUGUUAAGCAUGGCAAAGCAUGAUAUAUAAUGUAUGCAUUUGUUUUAUUAAGGUGAGUGUAGCGUUUAUUUCUUCUUUAAUAUUUGUAAAUGUAAAAACAAAAACAAUUGCGCUAAACCAAACUUGUGUACUUUGCAUUGACUGAUUCAAUGAGUUCAUGAAAUGUCUGCUUUGCGUUUGAUAGUUGCAUACACUGUAUGUGUGCUAUACCACAAGCCACAACAGACAUGUUUGGGUUUUUU
This is a messenger RNA of Polyodon spathula (Mississippi paddlefish), 1897 nucleotides long. RefSeq lists its product as uncharacterized. Gene Ontology annotation, biological process: adaptive immune response. Gene Ontology annotation, molecular function: signaling receptor activity. NCBI's taxonomy places the organism in Eukaryota, Metazoa, Chordata, Actinopteri, Acipenseriformes, Polyodontidae. Gene Ontology annotation, cellular component: membrane. The transcript is spliced from 4 exons. The record is from RefSeq and is a predicted model, not a curated record. Bases 171 to 815 code for a protein of 214 amino acids.